AUGGAGGGGCCCAAAACGGAGGCUCGGCUAUUACACUCGCUGAACAAAUUCAUAGCUCUAAUCAGUCAUGUAGACUCGAGUGGGCAGACCAAAGCGGUACCGAAUAGCAAGUUAGUGGCAAACUUUCUGAGGCUUAAUCUGCUUUCUGGCUUGCGGGCAGCUCAACAAGCCUCGAGCAUCGUGGAGAACCGGGAAACCAAAGAAAGAGAUCUUUUGGUUCAAUGGUGGAUCACACUCCUUAACUUCCUGAAUAGCAAGGUUGACAAUCCGGACGAGCAUCCUAGCUCCCCGCUUCUUAGCAUUGAGCUCCUGUCUGUCUCGUUGGAAUGCGUUAGCAGAAUCCUGACCCUGCUCAUCGUUACUUCCCGAGAAGAUGCGGAGCACAAACGCGACCUGGAAGUUUACUCAUACCACACACUUCUAACUGUGCACUAUGUGACUAACAUGCUUAUUACAAAUACUAAGAAGCGCAAGCAGCUUUCAGGGAACGCGUCUUUGCACCCUUCUCAGCUCAAAGCCAAAAUUACUUACUACAGUGAUUACAACGCUCUUCUUAACGCGUUUAUGGGGAAGUUGAUGGCAUACGCGUUCUUCUUUCUGGACCCUUGCUUCAAUUAUGACUAUUUCAUCCUGGCAUUCUUGGAACCCUGCAUAGUUCCGGCACCGCACUCCUUUGCUGCUAUGCCGUGGAAAACAAAAGACUUCCAUGUUGUUCAAAAGCGUCCAAACGAACAGUCCUCAGUUUCACGUUCUGACCAGAAUGGCAGGAUUUUUCAGGUGAUGAUUUCUUAUUUGAGAAAUGACAUGGUUUUCAUGGCUUUCUAUUGGCAUUACUGGUACAUUGCUUUGAAACUGCUCUCUACAGUUGGUGUCAACGAAAUAAGCGCUGAAUAUAUCCCUGGUUGCUCUUUCUUGAGCUGGUACCUUGGGAAAUGCAUUGAUAACGAUCUUCAGUCAUUUACGCGCUACGUCAAGUCGCAAGAAAGCGAUAUCACUCAGCAUAACAAAAUUCACGCCAACCACUCGCCUGUAACAAGUGAACAAAUAAACAACUUUGUGUUUGUCAAUUUCAAAACAAUAAAACUCUGGGAAUGCAUUAGAACUUUAAUAGGAUGCGUUCAUCCGGCACUUUCGACGCUCUUGGGCAGUCUUGUAUCUUUCCAUGAUAAUAUCCAAUUCAGGAAGAUUUCGAAGAUUCCUUCUCAUGAUUUCCUUUUGGGAAAUUUAGCAUAUAAUCGGAUUCUCCAGUUCAUUAUAUUUCAGUUUGAUACCAUCCCGCAAUACCUCAACUGCCUAGACUGGCACAAGUGGUGUCACGGCAUUAUGCGAAUGCUCAAAACCCUGAAUGCCAACUGCCAAAGCGUUGCACUGCUGGCACUUUUUAAUAUUUGGAGGUUCAUCCCCUCUGAAAAUGCAUUGAAAAGUGAUAUGUCGUACCUUCUUUCUGUUACGUUGUGGAAUCACUUAGCAUUGGAGACACAUUACGAUGUCGUUCGUAUCCUCUUCUUCAAAAUCAUUGUCUUUCACUUGUUAGACAGUGAGGUGGACGAAGAUGGGGGCAUAAAGUGUUGCAUUCUAAGGAACUUGCAGGACGCAUACGUACGAGCAACGAAACUCUCAGCCUUAGUCUCCCACGAACCACUUCUGGACCACUCAAAAGAUUCCCUUCUUUUUCAUAUGAACAAAAAGUUGAUCUUGUCCAGUAUAGAGUUCAUAGACGAAGAAACCUUAAUGAACGAUAUUGACGAAGCAAAAACAUCUGAUAGGAGGAAGGCAAUACUUAUCCCCUCUGUAAUAUCUGUGGCAAGUGUUCGCCCCAUGGUUGUGCUAGGCCGGGGGAAAUAUCCAUUCGACGUUCAGGAUGAAAUGGUGCUUAAGGCUGCAAAAAAAGCGGCAACUAGAAGGAGAGAAGCAAUCAAUGCCAAUCCAACUCCUAAAGAUAGUGCGAUCAGCAGAGACAAUAGAAGCACCAGUUUCAGCAGUAGAGGCACGGAUGACUCAAUCGUUGACGAGGAAGAUCAAAGCAACCCAAUAUCGAAUGCGCUAGGAUCUUUUUUCUCAAAAUUCGGCUCUUCAAGUUCUAAGUCCGCCCAAAAACCUAAAUCUUCGUCCUCCAAUAAGUUAUCAAAAGUCUACAUCCAAGGCAGACAGAGGAAGAACUCUUCCCAAUCUGCCAACUCGGAACGAAAAAAUGACAGCGACUCAGCUGAAAUGAUAUCAAUGUAUUCAUCAUUAUCUGCUGCAUCUUCUGUGUCGGCCAACAAAAGCGGCUCGUCGCUCGAGCUCCGCACCCAGCCGUCAAACUCUUCAAUGAAUAUUGGUUUUUAUCGAUCUCACCCGGGUAAAGAAGAUCAAGGAAAGAGUCUUCCGCCUCAACCGCUAAAGAGAAAAAAGCUUUUGGCACCGCCGGAGCAGAAAUUCUCUGGUGAAAUUAAUGGGAGGAGAAGUGUUCAGUGGAUGUUUCGUUUAAUUACUGCACCGAUGUCAGGCUCUUCCUCUUCUGCUCUCUCAAAAGUUCAAGAGGCAAAUGAUCGCUGGGGAUGCAUCACGGCUCGCACUUAUGAUAAGCCCUUGCCUGCUCCUGUGGACUCGAGUAAUACACUUGAAUGUGGUUUAGACUUAUGCAGUUUGAAUACAAGCUUCAGCGAGUUUGACCUGUCGGAGAGUGAAAUUCCAAAUACAUUACAAAGCUCCUCAAAAAACCACUCGGAGAGCCCUGUCCAAAAUCUUCCCUAUCCGGACUUUUUGAGUCUCGGGGCUAGUACAAUUGAUAGUAUUGAGGGCAGCGACAGCAUUGGACGUCUCCCGGUCUCUCAGUGGGGUUUAGAUAUUCAAACUAGUCUCGCUAGCAUAUUGACGGAGCCCGAUGAAGGCAGCCAAUUGGAGUCGCACGCAAAUAUAUCAAACAGCGGAGCUAAUAUGCCAGGUGCUAUUAUUAUGAGGCAGAGGACUGAACUUUGUAAGCUGGUCAAACUGAUAGACGUGUUCAACUGCACAAUAAAGGAACGCUGCAACUUUGCAGAUAUGUUUCACGAAGAUAAUGCACAAAUUUUGAUGGACUCGGAAAUUGGGACUUUUAGAAGUCCUCAAUUUGGCAGCAAGAGUACUGUCAACGCACAUAUUGACUUUAUGUAA
Molecule: messenger RNA, 3135 nt
Organism: Lachancea thermotolerans CBS 6340
Lineage: Eukaryota; Fungi; Ascomycota; Saccharomycetes; Saccharomycetales; Saccharomycetaceae
Gene: AHK1
Product: Ahk1p
Exons: 1
Coding region: 1-3135 (1044 amino acids)
Source: RefSeq, a predicted model, not a curated record